AUGAUAGAUAUUCUUCUCCAACAUGGCGCCAGACCCAACGAUAAGUACAAGGACUCUACGGUGUGGGGUAACUUCCUCCGAUCUUCCAUCAAGGGUCGGUUCGGUGCUACCGACGAUGAUAAUCUACCGGUCAUCGAAUCCCUACUUUCCCACGGCGCCAACCUACAACAGCGUAUCGUAACUGGACAGAAGACCCUGGCCAGGAAGAUGACAGGGAGAGCCGCUGAUCUGCACGUACGCCAGGAUGUUCAAGUUGAUGUUGCCCAGUCAGCUCAAAAGAUACUGUUGGAUCUGUUGGGAGAGGAAAAAACCUCAGAAGUGCUUAAAAAAGCGCGAAAAAAUCAAAAGUCCAUUCCUUCCAGCUUGCAGUGGUGGUCGGGACGAUCCCUUCUUGCAUUCAUGAAGCGUCUCAAGAGAUAA
Letharia columbiana is the source of this 420-nucleotide messenger RNA. RefSeq lists its product as uncharacterized. Bases 1 to 420 code for a protein of 139 amino acids. NCBI's taxonomy places the organism in Eukaryota, Fungi, Ascomycota, Lecanoromycetes, Lecanorales, Parmeliaceae. The transcript has a single exon. The record is from RefSeq and is a predicted model, not a curated record.